This is a messenger RNA of Anoplopoma fimbria (sablefish), 1651 nucleotides long. It is a transcript of the gene cacnb1, whose product is annotated as calcium channel, voltage-dependent, beta 1 subunit. NCBI's taxonomy places the organism in Eukaryota, Metazoa, Chordata, Actinopteri, Perciformes, Anoplopomatidae. Gene Ontology annotation, molecular function: protein binding; high voltage-gated calcium channel activity. The record is from RefSeq and is a predicted model, not a curated record. Gene Ontology annotation, cellular component: voltage-gated calcium channel complex. The transcript has 13 exons. The coding region runs from base 108 to 1544 and encodes 478 amino acids. Gene Ontology annotation, biological process: neuromuscular junction development; calcium ion transmembrane transport; regulation of voltage-gated calcium channel activity.
CGGCUUCACCCUCCUUAAGAAAAAAAAAAGAAAAAAAAGAAGAUGAGUCCGUGGACACCUUCAUAAACACUCGGAACUGAAAAAUAGAUUCAAAAAAAGUUAAAUCAAUGGUACAGAAAAGUAGUAUGUCCAGGACGCCUUCGACCUCAACCCAGGAGAUCCAAAUGGACAUGUUCGACCAUCAUCCACACACACAGGGAAAGUACGGCAAGAGGAAGAGCCGAUUUAAGCGCUCGGAUGGAAGCACCUCCUCUGACACCACCUCGAACAGCUUUGUCCGACAGGGCUCCGCCGACUCCUACACCAGCCGGCCAUCGGACUCAGACGUGUCCCUGGAAGAAGACCCUGAGGCUCUGAGAAAAGAGGCCGACAGACAGGCCCUCGCCACGCUCGAGAAAGCAAAGACCAAACCAGUGGCAUUUGCUGUGCGGACAAAUGUUGGUUACAACCCCGGUCCCAGUGAUGACGUUCCUGUGCAGGGCAUGGCCAUCUCAUUCGAAGCCAAAGACUUCUUGCACAUUAAAGAGAAAUACAACAAUGACUGGUGGAUCGGACGUCUGGUGAAGGAGGGCUGUGAGGUGGGCUUCAUCCCCAGCCCGGUCAAACUGGAGAACACCCGUCUGCUGCAGGAGCAGAGGAUGAGACAAAACCGACUCAGCUCCAGUAAAUCUGGAGGAAGCUCCAGUCUGGACGUUGCCACGGGAACCCGCAGGCCCACCCCACCUGGCACAGGUGGUCCAGCUAAACAGAAACAGAAGUCGAUGGAGCAUGUUCCCCCCUAUGACGUGGUUCCCUCCAUGAGACCCAUCAUCCUAGUCGGGCCGUCACUUAAAGGAUAUGAGGUGACAGACAUGAUGCAGAAAGCGCUCUUUGACUUUCUGAAACACAAGUUUGAGGGCAGAAUAUCCAUCACACGGGUGACAGCGGACAUCUCCCUGGCCAAGCGUUCAGUCCUCAACAACCCCAGCAAACACACCAUCAUUGAGCGCUCGAGUACCCGCUCAAGCCUGGCGGAGGUGCAGAGUGAGAUUGAGCGCAUCUUUGAACUGGCACGCACCCUCCAGCUGGUCGCUCUGGAUGCAGACACCAUCAACCACCCCACUCAGCUGGCUAAGACCUCACUGGCUCCCAUCAUUGUCUAUAUCAAAAUAGCCUCACCUAAGGUCCUCCAGAGGCUCAUCAAAUCUAGGGGGAAGUCCCAGGCUAAACACUUAAAUGUGCAGAUGGUGGCAGCAGACAAGUUGGCCCAGUGCCCACCUGAAUUGUUUGACAUCAUUCUGGACGAGAACCAGCUGGAGGACGCCUGCGAACACCUGGCCGACUACCUGGAGGCGUACUGGAAGGCGACGCACCCCCCGAGCAGCAACCCUCCCAACCCUCUGCUCAACCGUACCAUGGCAACGGCAGCCCUGGCCAGCUCCCCCGAGCCCGUCUCCAACCUGCAGGUACAGGUGCUCACCUCCCUGCGCAGAAAUAUGGAUAUGUGGCCUGACAUGGACGGUGUCAUAGCCAUUGACGGGAAACAGGAAGAACAUGCUCUCUGAAGUCCAGAAGAAAGGCGGACGAGGACUCCGGCAACUCAACCUCAACCCAGCAGCCUGCUCUCUUUACACUGAAGGCGAAGUGCAUUGAAACCCUGUUUAUGCUGUAU